Daktulosphaira vitifoliae (grape phylloxera) is the source of this 2219-nucleotide messenger RNA. RefSeq names its product serine/threonine-protein kinase GL21140. Bases 234 to 1928 code for a protein of 564 amino acids. Gene Ontology annotation, biological process: intracellular signal transduction; protein phosphorylation. The record is from RefSeq and is a predicted model, not a curated record. Lineage: Eukaryota; Metazoa; Arthropoda; Insecta; Hemiptera; Phylloxeridae. Gene Ontology annotation, molecular function: ATP binding; protein kinase activity. The transcript has 4 exons.
AGUUUAUUAUUCAUCAAGGUUCAAAGUUAUUCUUCGAAAUUUUUUUGUAUAAUUUUUAAAGAGCGUACUAUAUUUAACUCGGUUUCUUCGCAUGCAUAAAGAACUUUAUGAUAUAUUUUUUUCAUAAACAAACUUUGAAGAUAUUGUGUCAAGAUCUUAAUUAUAUUAUGGCUUUUAUGACAAAUUAUUUUCAUGUAAAUUGAAAAUAUGUAAUUAAUAAAAAACAUCCAAACAUGCAAGCUGUUGCAUUAAGAACUCCAAGAACAAUAUCAGGUGAAGAAUGUUCACCUAGGCAAAAAUCCGAUGUAGGAAAGGCAGCACGGAAAGCAAAACGUGUACGAUUUUUGGUAAACGGUGAUCGUUUUUGCAAAGGUGUUGUUGUAGCUGUUACUAAUGAACGGUACCGUUCAUUUGAUAGCUUACUUGCUGAAUUAUCAAGUACUUUGUCAGAUAAUAAACAUCUACCUAGUGGUGUGAGAACACUAUUUUCAAUUGAUGGACGUAAGAUAUCACAACUUGAUGAUCUUGAAGAUGGCAAAUUUUAUAUAUGUUCUGGUGGUAACAAUACAAUUUUGAAAAAAAUGGAUUAUGCAGCUCUUAAUAAUGUAAAAUCAUCUCGCUCAUUGACUAAAUUACAAGUUAAUCAAUCUAUUAUGAGUAGUCCUAGUAAACAACAAUCACAAUUGAAUAUUAGGCCAAAAAUUAUUUUCGUUGUAAGAAGUGGCACAAGACCACGUAAAAUAAUAAGAAUGCUUCUAAAUAAACGCAAUUCACCAUCGUUUGAACAUGUGCUCUCAUUAAUUACUGAUUCAAUAAAACUAGAUACUGGUGCUGUGCGCAAAGUUUUUGUGUCAUCUGGCAAUCAAAUUACAUUAUUAAAACAAUUUUUUGAAUCUGAUGAUUUAUUUUUUGUUUAUGGAUCUGAACGUAUAUCACAAGAUGAUUUAAAAUUAGAUUUUGAAGAAAUGAAAAUAGUUCAGUCACAUAAGAGAGGAUUAAGGAAACCUGCGAAUGAAUUGAAAAAUGGAACACAUUGCAUGGAUGAGUCAGGAAGACGAGUACCAAGAUUACCAAACACCACCAAAGCCAAUAGAAAUAUAGCUGGAUCUAUUCCUAGCAAAGUUCUUAAUAGGUAUGCUGUUGGCGAUAGACUAGGAGAUGGAAAUUUUGCUGUGGUUUAUCGUUGCUUUGAUAAACGAAAUAAUUCUGAGUAUGCUUUAAAAGUAAUAAAAAAAAUCGAAGCUCCUCAAAUGAGUCAAAUGAUAGAAAAUGAAUUAUCAAUCUUAAAAACUGUUAGUCAUCCAAAUAUUAUUAACUUAAUUUCUGAUUUAGUUACUCUCACUGAUGUCUACUUAAUAACUGAACUCGUCAAUGGUGGUGAUUUAUUUGAAGCUAUUGCUAGAUGCACAGAUUUUUCAGAGCGUGACACUCGAUUAAUGACUAGAAAUUUGGCUUCAGCUUUAGCAUAUCUACAUAGUAUGGAUAUUGUGCAUAGAGAUGUAAAACCUGAAAAUCUUUUAGUUGAAUUUGAUGAAAGAGGCCAUGUGUUACAUUUAAAAUUAGCUGACUUUGGGUUAUCUCAAAAAGUUACUGAACCAUUAUAUAUGGUUUGUGGUACUCCUACUUAUGUUGCACCAGAAAUUCUUACCCAAGAAGGAUAUGGAGUUAAAAUUGAUGUUUGGGCUGCUGGUGUCAUAUUAUACAUUCUACUUUGUGGCUUCCCUCCAUUUGUCAGCGAAAAUAACAGUCAAGAAGAACUGUUUGAUGAUAUUCUUAGUGGGACAUAUGGGUUCCCAGAACCAUAUUGGGACGAUGUGUCAGAUGAAGCUAAGGACUUAGUUUGCUCAAUGUUACAGUCAAAUCCUUGUUUACGUUUUUCUGCUGAAGAUGUACUUGAUCAUCCCUGGUGUGAUGAGUAUGAAUUAUGAUGAACAAAUGUUUUAAAUUAUAUUUUUCCUGCCAUAUUGCUAUUUUGGCCAAAUAUAUAUUAUUGUUCCAAUUUAUAAAGUGCAAUUAGACUUGUAUAAUCUAUCAAUAUUUAAAAUACUUGUAUUUUCAUUUUUAUUUUUAUUUUAGUGUUAUUAAAUUGUAAGGCUAUUUAUUUAGACAAGAACCAUUUAUAUAUUUUUGUUAAUUUUUUAAGCUAUAGUAAAAAUCAUGCCAAAAUAUGUAGACUUCCUUAGUGGUAUUAUUUGUAAAAAUAAAUAAAAUAAUACAUG